UGCUUUUCAAAGAUGUCUAGAAAUGCACACAUUUUGUGCUCUUGUAGGAAGUAAUAACUCCUCCAUUGCUGACUAUAAAAUGAUCUAUAACUGGGCUAAUAACUCACUAACUAGCAAAGGAUAUGAACAAAACAUGGCUACUUGCAACUCUUGCUUUGAUCUCAAAACAAGCAUAUCUACUCGUGACCACAGCUGUAAAUACAAUCCAGUUCAAAGUAAACGGCACAGAUCCAUUUAUGACAAUAGUCUAUUUGCAUAUAGGCCUACUGCAGCUCUGAUUGGCUAUGCCGCACCAGUCUAGAGGAUGCACUGAGUCGUGCACAAUAGAAUCCUACUCCUAUGCAUUCUGCCUCCUAGUUUUCGUUUUGUUUCGGGAUGUUGCAUUGAAAGUGGCUAAUAUUGCGUUGAUUCGAUCACAAUUGCCACAGUAAAGGGAAACAAUGAUAGUGUUAACUAGCAGGGGAAAACUCUAGAAAGUCGAGUGAAGUUCUAUCUCCCGCUUCUCUCUGUGGGCAGACAUUUCUCCUGCUCUCUGAUUGGCAGUCCCGUGGGAGCUGCGCUUACACGCGCGCUUUAGAGGGGAUGUUGGGUGGAAAGCCUCAUGUUUUCAGACCAAUGGUUGCUUACAUUUUCAGACCAAAUGGUUGCUUACAUUUUCUCAACAUGUAACAUAACAUUAUCUAUUUUAUUCUAAUUACAGCGCCAUAUUCUAUUCGAUUGUAAACUACUGUAUUGUGUUGCGUGGUAUUUUAUCUCGGGUCAGUGGAUGGUGUUUUGUGGAACUGUGUUGUGUGGCCUAUACCACCAACAACAAAAAUAUACAUUUGGCAUAGAUAGGUGAAUGAUUUUAGUCGGCAGACCAGAGUCGGAUGUUCGGUUGCAAAAUGUAGCCCCUCCCCCUAUCUUGCCCAGUGCCAAAUUUCAACACAGAUGGCGGAGAGGGUUCAAUGGGCAGGGGGUUGGUUGGCCCUACGUGGUGACGUAAAACUGGCGUUUACAUUAGACGUGUUCGUUUUGCAUGGCCCGGUGCCCCGGUCAGCGGAGUUUAAACGUUUUAGACCACAGGUGUCAAACUCAUUCCACGGAGGGCCGAGUGUCUGCGGGGUUUCGCUCUUCCCUUGUACUUGAGCAAUGCAUUAAGGUCACUAAUUAGUAAGGAACUCCCCACCCCUGGUGGUUUUGGGCUUAAUUGAAAGGCCAUCCAUGGAAUGAGAUUGUCACCCCUGUUUUAGACAAUUCCGCUAUUGGUCCUUAAGGGAAAUCUCCACUCACCCGAGGCAGCUGGCCAUGCAAAACGAAUGGCGCCCAUUGAUUCUUCGCUCGACGCUGACCUGAGUGACAUCUCCAAUCAUUCUUUUAAAACAAAUGUAGGGCUACAUAUGUUGAGUUUGAACUGCUUGUGAAAGUAGGCUACUGUUUUGUCAACAACAGCACAACAGGAACAGGAAAAAGUUCGCCUAUUCAGGCUAGCUAGGCUACUUGUAAUGUAGCCUAUGAGUGAUUUGUCUUGUCUACCCUUUGCACUUCGAAUUAUUUCUUGGUUGUUUAGCUAAUUUUAACUUCACAUAUUCAUCUCAGGGAAUGUCUUUGCUUUAAACUGCUUUAUUUGCUAACGUGGCAUCAAAUAGAAAGUGGUGUCUGUUGUAGUUUCUGAUGGGUGAACUUCGAGAGGUGGUGUAUCUGGUUUGGCUUGUGUCCCAAAACUAGAGUACUGUCAAAAGAUCUGGGAGCUGUCGCAUAGUCAGGCUACUCUGAACUCUCACUAAAAUGUAAGAGAGAGGCAUACGCGUCUGUAUUGUAUUCACCAGCACGUCUUAAUUAAUCAACUUCAACAUGAGCGGCGAACAAGAAAAACCUUCCUUGGUUUAUGGCGAAAUCAACGACAAUCAAAAUGUGUCAGAUCUGGAAAACAUGACAAUUAUGAAGUCUGCCGGUGACAGCGAGGACGUGCGCAUGGAGCACAAGAUACAACUCAACCGGAACGGCGACGAUACAACCCAAACCAUCAAACUAUACAAGCGACGAUGGUUCAUCGUGUUGCUAUUCAGCUCGUACUCUCUCUGCAACUCGUUCCAAUGGAUCCAGUACGGAAUUAUCAACAACAUUUUCAUGAAGUUCUACGGGGUAGAGUCUUUCACCAUAGACUGGAUGUCAAUGAUAUACAUGCUGACUUACAUCCCCUUCAUAUUCCCAGUCACCUGGCUACUGGAUAAGAAGGGUCUCCGUGUUAUUGCGCUGGUGGCUACAGCCAUGAAUUGCGCGGGGACUUGGAUCAAAGUGACCAGCGUGAGACCCGACCUGUUCGCGGUCACCAUGCUCGGACAGUUCUGCUGCUCCCUUGCGCAGGUGUUUAUCCUCGGGAUGCCGUCGAAGAUCGCCUCGGUGUGGUUCGGAUCGGAGGAGGUGUCCACCGCUUGCUCCAUCGGGGUCUUUGGAAACCAGCUGGGUAUAGCCAUCGGGUUCCUGCUACCUCCCAUCCUGGUGCCUAACGUUGAGGACAUGGAUCUGCUGGCCUAUAACAUCAGUACAAUGUUCUACAUCACAGCAGGAGUUGCUACACUGCUCUUCAUACUGGUCGUCAUAGCGUUCCAGGAGCGUCCGGAGCUCCCUCCCACCCAGGCCCAGGCCACAGCUCGCUGCAUCCCUCCAGAACAGUACUCCUACACAGCCUCCAUCCUCAGGCUGCUCCGAAACAAACCCUUCCUCCUCCUCAUCCUCACAUACGGUCUGAACGUGGGCUGCUUUUAUGCAGUGGGCACACUACUGAACCGCAUGAUCAUCGAGCACUACCCUGGCGAAGAGUUGAAUGCGGGCAGGAUAGGCCUCACCAUCGUUAUCGCUGGCAUGGUGGGAUCGCUGAUCUGUGGCAUCUGGCUAGACAGAACCAAAACAUACAAACAGACUACCCUGACGGUCUACCUCAUGUCCUUCGUAGGGAUGUUGGUCUAUGCCUUCACCCUCAGUCUGGGUCAUCUCUGGAUAGUCUUCCUCACUGCUGGAGCUCUGGGGUUCUUCAUGACAGGCUACCUGCCCCUGGGCUUUGAGUUUGGUGUGGAGCUGACCUACCCCGAGGGUGAAGGCACCUCUUCAGGCCUACUCAACUGCUCUGCACAGGUGUUUGGUAUCAUUUUCACUAUCUGCCAGGGGAAGAUCAUAGAUAACUACGGGACGCUGGCAGGAAACAUCUUCCUCUGCGUCUUCCUCUUCAUCGGAUCGGUCCUCACGGGCUUCAUCAAGUCAGACCUGCAAAGACAAAAGGCCAACCAGUUAGCCAAGGCAGCUGCGGAUGGACGGCUCUCUGGGCAGGACUACGGGGCCACGGCUCUAAUCAAGAAGCCGGACUGCCCUUCUACUUCUCCUCAGGCUUGAUCACUAACCCCUACCCCCCUGUACCCUAACCCCUACACUCUUAGCUCGAACCUCAAAACGGGCCAAGGUAGGGGCACAGCCAACCAAUAAUCACCACACGCUUCCUUGUUUUCUAUUCUCGUAGGAGUGAAUCCUAACCUCCUCUUUAGUCUCCCCCAUUUGACAUCAGUGCAUGACCAAGUGGACGUUAGGAUUCACUCUCCUGUACACCUUUCACUUUUGACCAGGGGGUUUCCUGGAAGCUUCGUAGUGCUAAAAUAAUCUUUCUUUUUGUCCAUUGGCUAAAAUGGACUUCAGAUUAUUCUAAGUGCUAGGAAGCUUUCGGAAGGAAAAAACGUAGCCCUAACACUCCACCCCACUCAUCUCAAUCCUCUUGUUUUUCUAUCUUCACUUCCCUCUAAACUCUCCACCACACGCUCCAGAUUACAUGAUUAGGCACAGGUUAUUUUCACCAAGAGUAUGUAGAAUAAGAUGUAUGUUAUAACGUUUUAACCCACGUUUGAUGUGUAGUGUUUAGUACCUGUAUGUGUAUAUUUAUGUAGCGUGUUUAUUUGUGCUUUAGUUAUUUAUCCGUUGUGUUGCCAUGGAUACUCAAAACCGUUGGUCUGCUUGUAUUUCAGACUAAUACUGUUUGCAUCAGGAUUAGGGUUUUAGAAUUCCGGUAACUUCCCCAAAUUCCCAGUUUUCCAGAAAUCCCGGUUGUAAGAUACCUGGAAUCGGAAGGGAAUAAGCACAGAAUCCUCCAGCUGAGAUCUCUGGAAAACCUGGGAAUUCGGGGAAAGUUACUAGAAUUUUGCAAACCCUAAUCAGAAUCGUCUUUAGCUGGAAUGUGAUUGGCUGAUUGUUUUUGAUUGACAGGUCCUGUCAGUCCCAGAGGAUGGGAACAUCUCUGCCCCCGCAGUCCUCGACGGAACCAGGUUUUAGAGACUCACAGUCUGCUGGACACACGCACACACACACAGUAAAUCACCAAUUUAUGACCACUUCCCUUUAACACUGUCCAAUAAGGCUCCAUUAUCACUGGCAGGCCAAAUCUGAUCUUUUUUUCAUUAAUUAGUCUUUUGACCAAUCACAUCAGAUCUAUAUAUAUCAGAAUUGGGCUGCCUGUAGAAACGCAGCCUAAGUGUCUUCCACUUGUAUGCAACUGUCUAAUGAGUCUUUCACUAUUUAUGCCUAAUUGUACUAAUACUAUUUCUGUAUUAUUUAUAGAGAAAUGUGUUUAUAUAUACAGUGCCUUAAAGUAUUCAUACCCAUUGACUUUUUCCACAUUUUGUUGUUACAGCCUGAAUUAA
Coregonus clupeaformis (lake whitefish) is the source of this 4661-nucleotide messenger RNA. Its product is annotated as feline leukemia virus subgroup C receptor-related protein 2-like. The record is from RefSeq and is a predicted model, not a curated record. Gene Ontology annotation, molecular function: heme transmembrane transporter activity; heme binding. The transcript is spliced from 10 exons. Bases 1834 to 3369 code for a protein of 511 amino acids. Gene Ontology annotation, cellular component: membrane. Gene Ontology annotation, biological process: heme export; transmembrane transport. Lineage: Eukaryota; Metazoa; Chordata; Actinopteri; Salmoniformes; Salmonidae.